AUGGCCGGCGACGAUCCCGAGAAGAAUACCCCCCACUCCUGGGGGAGACCCCAGCAACAGGGCUGGCCCGAGGAUGAGAGCAAUCCAUUUGUCACCUUCCGCCGUUUCGCCGAUGAGCAGGUCUCGUCCGUACUACAAUCCGUCACAGGCCUACCAUCGAGCGUGACCCCACCUCCCCGUGAUAGCUGGGCUAUAUUCACCGACGAUAGUGGCCAUAAGAGCAUUCUCUCUCAGCAGAGAAACGGCGGAGAGCCGUCGAGGGAGCGGGACUAUACACAAGACCGCGACGCGGGCGACAACCCUCCCGGAGAUUCAAAUGAUCGAGUCCCAAGCAACCGCGAUAAACCCCCAUCUCAAUCAUCUCGAUCGCAUUGGCCUGAGCAGGAAGAAAUGUGGCGAUCGCAGCCAAGAAAGAAGACUUCAGAUUUCUUCGGCCUCGACUCAUUCUUCGACCGGUUCUGGCUCGAAGAUCACCUCCUCCCAUCCUCCUCGCGCCUCUUCCACCCACACCACCCUUUCUUCCUCCCCGAAAUGUUCGAGGAUACCGACUCGCCCACGUGGCCCAUCGCAUACAUCAUGUUCAGCCCAUAUUCGCCCCUGCAUCUCGAACGCCAGGCCUACUACCGAGCGCAUCGUGAGGGAGGUGUGUUUUCUUCCUUGAUGUCGUCUCUGCGACUUGAUUCAGACCGCGAUCCUUCGGAACCCCAGUGGCGCGAGGCAUUUGAGGAUUUGCUCCGACUGGAAAAUGGAAAGCCAAUGCUCGAUCACGAGCCCUCGGCGGUCAGCAAGACCGAGAACGGCAAGGAUUGGCUUCACGGGCUGGUAAAGCGAGGUAGUUUGGGCGAUCGAUGGAAGUACGUGUCCGGCGCGGAUGGCCAGCCUUGGUCGGGUAUUACGUUUUCGGGUCGCGCGGACCAUGACCGACCUCUGCCCGAGAAAGAAUCGGCCAAACGGGAUGAAAAGCGUCAGUUGGGAGCAGAGCAGGAAGACGCCGACGUCGAGCUGGACUUGUACGAUCGAUUUCUGCAAGAUAUUGAAGACCGAGAACGGGAGUUUUUCCGAGGUGCUUCCGAAAGUCCUCUGUUGCGUUUUCUUCUCGACGAGCGCCGACGACAGCAAGACGAACUCGACCAAUAUCAGCGGAGCUUCCCACGGGUUGAGAACGAGCACGGUAAUGAAAAUGCCGACAGCUGGUUGGAUCUCGUGUCGGGCGGAAACAGGAAAACCGUCCCGGAGGAUCCUCGAGACUCGACGCCCGCAGUGGAGGCGAAGCAGACUGAGCCGACACCCCCGCGUGUCAUUUCCACCAUGACUCGGAAAGAACGCGUGCAGCAUGGCGAUGGCUCAGUCCAGACCAAGAUUGUCAAAACCAAGCGCUUCGCUGAUGGUCGCGAAGAGAGCGACGAGUCUGUCGAGGUGUCUCAUCCACACCCUCAACAUGAGGAUGGCUCCUCGUCUGAAACAGAAAAGCGGUCCAAAAAUGGCUGGUUCUGGAAAGACUGA
Messenger RNA from Penicillium alfredii, 1503 nucleotides. RefSeq lists its product as uncharacterized. The record is from RefSeq and is a predicted model, not a curated record. Bases 1 to 1503 code for a protein of 500 amino acids. The transcript has a single exon. NCBI's taxonomy places the organism in Eukaryota, Fungi, Ascomycota, Eurotiomycetes, Eurotiales, Aspergillaceae.